UCGAGGAGAGGAGAGCAGAGCAGAGGAGAGGGGGGAGCAGCGCUCAGCUCGCAGGAGGACAGGCUUCUCUUUUCCGUGCUCAGUUAAUCUGGCUGUCAGUUGGUGUUAACGCUGCAGUUUAAGCGCUCGGAUUCCAAGGGAAACAGACAAACCUCGCAGAAGGCAGGCAGGAAGCAAGCGAGGAAGGAAGGAACGGCAGGAGGAAAAGAACAGGCAGAAGAAGAGAGAGGAAUAAAGGGAAGGGGGGAAACACCAAAUCUAUGAUUGGACCUGGGCUUCUUUUUCGCCAAUGCAAAAAGGAAUAUGCAGCACAUUUUUGCCUUCUUCUGCACCGGUUUCCUAGGCGCGGUAGUAGGUGCCAAUUUCCCCAACAAUAUCCAGAUCGGGGGAUUAUUUCCAAACCAGCAGUCACAGGAACAUGCCGCUUUUAGAUUUGCUUUGUCGCAACUCACAGAGCCCCCAAAGCUGCUCCCCCAGAUUGAUAUUGUGAACAUCAGUGACAGCUUUGAGAUGACCUAUAGAUUCUGUUCCCAGUUCUCUAAAGGAGUCUAUGCCAUCUUUGGGUUUUAUGAACGGAGGACUGUCAACAUGCUGACCUCCUUCUGCGGGGCCCUCCACGUCUGCUUCAUUACACCGAGCUUUCCUGUUGACACAUCCAACCAGUUUGUCCUUCAGCUGCGUCCCGAGCUGCAGGAUGCCCUCAUCAGUAUCAUCGACCAUUACAAGUGGCAAAAAUUUGUCUACAUUUAUGAUGCUGACCGGGGUCUGUCCGUCCUGCAGAAAGUCCUAGACACAGCGGCCGAGAAGAACUGGCAGGUGACAGCCGUCAACAUUUUGACAACCACAGAGGAGGGAUACCGGAUGCUCUUCCAGGACCUGGAGAAGAAAAAGGAGCGGCUGGUGGUGGUGGAUUGUGAAUCCGAGCGCCUCAGUGCUAUCCUGGGCCAGAUUGUAAAGCUGGAGAAGAACGGCAUUGGCUACCACUAUAUCCUUGCAAAUCUGGGUUUCAUGGACAUUGACUUGAACAAAUUCAAGGAGAGUGGAGCAAACGUAACAGGUUUCCAGUUGGUGAACUACACAGACACCAUCCCGGCCAAGAUCAUGCAGCAGUGGAAAAACAGUGAUGCUCGGGACCACACCCGGGUGGACUGGAAAAGACCUAAGUACACCUCUGCGCUCACCUACGAUGGGGUGAAGGUGAUGGCUGAGGCUUUCCAGAGCCUGCGGAGGCAGAGAAUCGAUAUCUCUCGCCGGGGGAAUGCUGGGGACUGCCUGGCUAACCCAGCUGUGCCCUGGGGCCAGGGCAUCGACAUCCAGAGAGCUCUGCAGCAGGUGCGGUUUGAAGGCUUGACAGGAAAUGUGCAAUUUAAUGAGAAAGGACGCCGGACCAACUACACCCUCCAUGUGAUCGAAAUGAAGCACGAUGGCAUCCGAAAGAUUGGUUACUGGAAUGAAGAUGAUAAGUUUGUCCCUGCAGCCACGGAUGCUCAAGCCGGGGGGGAUAACUCAAGUGUCCAGAAUAGAACGUACAUCGUCACUACAAUCCUAGAAGAUCCUUAUGUGAUGCUCAAGAAGAAUGCCAACCAGUUUGAAGGCAAUGACCGCUACGAGGGCUACUGUGUAGAGCUGGCGGCAGAGAUCGCCAAGCAUGUGGGCUACUCCUACCGUCUUGAGAUCGUCAGUGAUGGGAAAUAUGGAGCCCGCGACCCUGACACAAAGGCUUGGAAUGGCAUGGUGGGAGAGCUGGUCUAUGGAAGAGCAGAUGUGGCCGUGGCCCCUUUAACUAUCACCUUGGUCCGGGAAGAGGUGAUAGAUUUCUCCAAACCAUUUAUGAGUUUGGGGAUCUCCAUCAUGAUAAAAAAGCCACAGAAGUCCAAGCCAGGGGUCUUCUCCUUCCUGGAUCCUUUGGCUUAUGAGAUUUGGAUGUGUAUUGUUUUCGCCUACAUUGGAGUGAGUGUUGUCCUUUUCCUGGUCAGCCGCUUCAGCCCCUACGAAUGGCACAGUGAAGAGUUUGAGGAAGGGCGGGACCAGACAACCAGCGACCAGUCCAAUGAGUUUGGGAUAUUCAACAGCUUGUGGUUCUCCCUGGGAGCCUUCAUGCAGCAAGGAUGUGACAUUUCUCCCAGGUCCCUGUCCGGCCGCAUCGUUGGCGGCGUCUGGUGGUUCUUCACCUUGAUCAUCAUCUCCUCCUACACAGCCAACCUGGCCGCCUUCCUGACCGUGGAGAGGAUGGUAUCUCCCAUUGAGAGUGCUGAGGACCUAGCGAAGCAGACAGAAAUCGCUUACGGGACCCUAGAAGCGGGAUCCACGAAGGAGUUCUUCAGGAGGUCUAAAAUCGCCGUGUUUGAGAAGAUGUGGACGUACAUGAAGUCAGCAGAACCAUCCGUGUUUGUGCGGACCACGGAGGAGGGGAUGAUCCGAGUAAGGAAAUCCAAAGGCAAAUACGCCUACCUUCUAGAGUCCACCAUGAAUGAAUAUAUUGAGCAGCGGAAACCCUGUGACACCAUGAAAGUGGGAGGUAACUUGGAUUCCAAAGGCUAUGGCAUUGCGACGCCCAAGGGGUCCGCCCUAAGAAAUCCAGUAAACCUGGCAGUGUUAAAACUGAACGAGCAGGGGCUUUUGGACAAAUUGAAAAACAAAUGGUGGUACGACAAGGGCGAGUGCGGCAGCGGGGGAGGUGAUUCCAAGGACAAGACAAGCGCUCUGAGCCUCAGCAAUGUGGCCGGCGUGUUCUACAUCCUGAUCGGAGGACUUGGACUAGCCAUGCUGGUUGCCUUAAUCGAGUUCUGCUACAAAUCGCGUAGCGAAUCCAAGAGGAUGAAGGGUUUCUGUUUGAUCCCACAGCAAUCCAUCAAUGAAGCCAUAAGGACAUCGACACUCCCCCGAAACAGCGGGGCAGGAGCCAGCGGUGGCGGUAGUGGAGAGAACGGCCGGGUGGUCAGCCAUGACUUCCCCAAGUCCAUGCAAUCGAUCCCCUGCAUGAGCCACAGUUCAGGGAUGCCCUUGGGAGCCACCGGAUUGUAACUGGAGCAGACGGAGACCCCUUGGGGAGUGUGCCCAGGCUCCCCCAGUUCCAUCCCAAACCCUUCAGUGCCAAAAACAACAAAAUGAAAUGCCACCGCCACCAACCACCAUGACCACGAGGAGGAUGAGUCAACAGAUUUUCCUGAAGAAUUGAGAAACCAUUUUGCGGCCCCUUUUCCUUUUCUGAUGUUCUUUCACCCUUUUCCGUUUGCUAAGUGAGGAUGACACAUAACACUGUACUGCAAUAAGGGGAGAAUAACCCUGUUACAUAGAGCCUGUGUCUCUGAACACGGAGUCACUGGAGCACUAAUGAGGAAGCUGUCCUGUUUUCUUUGAAUUCGGUUAUUCAUGCGUCUUAGUGUGUGCACUAUAUAUUUUUUCUUAUUAAUAUCCAUGGUUUGCAGGUUCUGUUAGGCCCCUUCCUUUUCCUUCUUACUCCCAACUCCCGACCCAUCCCACUUUAGUUUAGUUUUUAGUUUUCAGAUUGGAGAGUCAAGAUUCGUUCCACCUGACAAGCAAGCAAAAGGAAAAAAGCAAUCUUCAAGCGAAUUCAUCAUGGGAGCUCUCCAGAUUCCCCUCCACACCUCGGCCCCAAGCCAUGGGUGGAGACCGAUGUUGUUGCAGGAGUGGGUUGCCUCCCACACACAGGGCACUGCCUAGGCGCUGAUUUAGCUGAGAACACGUGUGACGCAACUCAGACCCAGGGUGGCGGAGAAGGUAAAAGCAGGUGUGCAGUCAGAAGAGGACUCGUGAAGUUAUUGCCAGAGGCUCAAAUAAAGCUUCUUUGAAUGUGUAACAGCCGUCUCAUAGGCCUCAGGUGGAACAGUGUGCUUCUUCACAGAGUCAAGCUCAGCCAUGAGGACUGUGUCCUCCUGCUACGCUCAAGCCCCAAAGGCACUCUGGUGGCUGAAGGGCAACUGGCCUCCUGAACCACGUAGAGCCUUGAGAAGAGCUGGCAUCCAUGGAGAUAGCACCCCUGAUUCUCACCUGUCAUUUGCUCGACAUCUGAGCAGGAACCCCAUUGUAGAAUAGACUCUCUCUUCAGAGCGUCUGAUGUGGGGGGGAAAUGUUAUACAAGCUAAAUGCAAAAGAAAGCUGAUGGAAGAACUUUGGAAGAGGAAGAUUCGUCAAAGCCCACAAGCAAUAGAACCUUCCACGGUGUGCCCUGUCCUACGACUGAGAGACCAAGUAUGAAACUUAGGGUUUUGGUGACCUAGAAAACUUGAGUUUUUAUGUCCAUAUAAAAGUGUUGUUUUAGCAGGUAGCCAGAUAACCUUCUGUCAUCUUUAGAAAGUAAAAUGUCCAAGGCUGAAUGAUUUGAAGGAGGAUAGGGAGAUGGAAUAAGUUGAUAAUAACACUGGGGGACCUUAAGAUUCCUGACCCCAACUUCUCACCCAAGGAGGCCAACCUUCCCCCUGGCUAAGACAGAAUGAGGAUGUUGUAUUCCAAUGACCAGAAUCAACAGGCCCAUGUUUGUGACUACAACCUGAAUGAAAACAAGAUUGGAGAAGUGACAGAGUUUAUGGAGAGAAAUCCAGGCUGACUACAACUUUGGUUGGGGUCUUGGGGAGGUGGGUCCAGGCAGAUAGCUAUCUUGGAGAUCCCAACUCUCAUUCUUGGUGCAAUCGGCUUCCAGCUCUCCAGCAGCCACUCUCCUAGGUGCAUGAUUCAGUGCGUGCCAUGUGUCGUCAGCUCUCAUUGAUAACCAUAAUCUGGCUUGUUCCCUUACUCCCUACUUCUAUCCAGUCUCUCUGCUACGGGUUAUCAUUAGCAAUUGACAAACUAAAGGUUUUGGAGCCUACCUACAAGUGGGGGCAGCAUGACUGGCUUCAUCUGUGGAUUCUCUCUGUGGACACCCACCAUCUCUAUGUCUCUUUCAUCCUCCUUUCAUCAGCCAUAGCAAAGAGCCAUCAAACUCUUUGCCCUUUCAACUCAAGUGUUGUUGUUCAGUCUCUCACGUGUCAAUGUCGGCAUGGUACGUGAAGCAGGACCCUCAAGAUGGAUUGUCACUUUUUGCCACUGCCAGCUGGUGUCCUCCCCAUCCCUUGACCUCUCACCAGAUCUUUCCCAACCCUUAAGCUACCACUGCAGAAUCUGAUAUGAGCCACCAUUAGGGAGUCUGCAUUUCGGAGGAGUUAGAAAUAACCCUCUACCAUCAACUUGCUUCAAAGACCUUUUGCCUUUGGCCUGGUAAGAUGCCUCUUCAGCCAGUGAGCUCACCAGUAACAUGAUCUGAUAGGAAGAGACCACCGAUGCUAGAAAUGAGGGUCUAUGCUAUGUGGGGGUCCACGACUCCAGCAGAAGAUGUUUUUCAUCGAUGGAGGGGUGAUGGGGAAAACAAAAGUAAGAAAAAAGUUAACUUGUAUUAUGUAUUUUUACUACACUUUUCUUAAAAAUAGAGCAAUGGGAAAACUCUGAAAGAGACUGACAUUUUUCUCAACAGGAAUCCAUACUUAACAGUUCUGGCUUUCAUUAAAUUUUGCUCUUUGGUACCUGGGCCUUUUAUUUAACAUCUCUAUUUGUUUUAACUCUCUUGGCAGAUGUGUGAAAGGAUUUUUGCUUGAUCAAACACUAAAUAUUUUUCUUGGUUCCUGUUUUUCUUUCAAAUAACCAGGUUUUUUUUUUCUUUUGGUAUUUGCAUAAAAUGAAAAUAUCACCAAGAAUUAAAUCACUGUGGAUCCAUUAUCUACUUUUCAUAUUUGUCCAUUCCAUUUUUGUGCCAUUUCUGAAGCCAGAGCU
Balaenoptera acutorostrata (minke whale) is the source of this 5763-nucleotide messenger RNA. RefSeq names its product glutamate ionotropic receptor AMPA type subunit 1 (gene GRIA1). Lineage: Eukaryota; Metazoa; Chordata; Mammalia; Artiodactyla; Balaenopteridae. Gene Ontology annotation, cellular component: dendritic spine; postsynaptic membrane; AMPA glutamate receptor complex. The record is from RefSeq and is a predicted model, not a curated record. Gene Ontology annotation, biological process: synaptic transmission, glutamatergic; modulation of chemical synaptic transmission; monoatomic ion transport. Bases 304 to 3024 code for a protein of 906 amino acids. The transcript has 16 exons. Gene Ontology annotation, molecular function: AMPA glutamate receptor activity; transmitter-gated monoatomic ion channel activity involved in regulation of postsynaptic membrane potential.